Panicum virgatum (switchgrass) is the source of this 1834-nucleotide messenger RNA. RefSeq names its product glucan endo-1,3-beta-glucosidase 5-like. The coding region runs from base 159 to 1634 and encodes 491 amino acids. Gene Ontology annotation, molecular function: hydrolase activity, hydrolyzing O-glycosyl compounds. Gene Ontology annotation, cellular component: plasma membrane. NCBI's taxonomy places the organism in Eukaryota, Viridiplantae, Streptophyta, Magnoliopsida, Poales, Poaceae. The transcript is spliced from 2 exons. Gene Ontology annotation, biological process: carbohydrate metabolic process. The record is from RefSeq and is a predicted model, not a curated record.
GGCCACCUCACAGCAUCGUCAGUUCACUCUCUUCUUCGUCCCCUUCUCGGUUGUCCCACCAACUCCCCAAUCUUCUCACCCCAAUUCCCCAAAUAUCCCAUUUUCAUCCAAGAACAAUCCCCCAAUCCGCCAAAGAUUGCCGAUUGGGGGCCCCGGCAAUGGCCGCCCGAGCCGCCGCGCUGCUUGCCGCCAUCUUCCUGGGGGCCCUCGGCACCGCGCGGCGGGCCGACGCGGCGAUCGGGGUGAACUGGGGCACCGUCUCGUCCCACCGCGCGCCGCCGGGCGUGGUGGUGGACCUGAUGCACGCGAACCGGAUCAGCAAGGUCAAGCUCUUCGACACCGACCCGGGCGUGCUGCGCGCGCUCGCCGGCAGCGGCAUCCAGGUCAUGGUCGGCCUCACCAACGGCGAGCUCGCAAGCGUCGCGGGUUCGCAGGCGGCCGCCGACGCCUGGGUCGCACAGAACGUGUCGCGGUACGUCGGUCGCGGCGGCGUGGACAUCCGAUAUAUUGCUGUGGGCAAUGAGCCUUUCCUGACAAGCUACCAGGGUCAAUUCGAAUCAUAUAUCAUUCCAGCAAUGACAAAUAUUCAGCAAUCACUGGUGAAAGCUAAUCUUGCUAGUUACGUAAAGCUAGUAGUCCCCUGCAAUGCAGAUGCGUAUGAGAGUGCUUCUGUUCCAUCCCAAGGAGUAUUCAGGACUGAAUUGACUCAGAUAAUGACCCAGUUGGCUGCUUUUCUGAGUUCUAGUGGGGCUCCAUUCGUCGUCAAUAUCUAUCCGUUCCUCAGUCUUUAUCAAAAUUCAGAUUUCCCACAAGAUUAUGCCUUCUUUGAGGGAUCUACUCACCCACUAGUAGAUGGACCGAAUGUGUAUUACAAUGCAUUUGACGGGAACUUUGACACAUUAGUUUCUGCUCUUGGUAAAAUCGGCUAUGGGAACUUACCGAUCGCAAUCGGUGAGAUUGGUUGGCCAACUGAGGGAGCACCAAGUGCAAACUUAACUGCAGCGAGGGCAUUCAAUCAAGGGCUUAUCAAUCGUAUUACAAGCAACAAGGGAACUCCACUCCGACCUGGUGUCCCUCCAGCUGAUGUCUAUCUUUUCAGCCUCCUCGAUGAGGAGCAGAAGAGCAUACUACCAGGAAAUUUUGAGCGACAUUGGGGGAUCUUCUCUUUUGACGGACAAGCCAAGUACCCACUGAAUCUUGGGCUGGGCAAUUCUGUAUUGAAGAAUGCUAAAGAGGUUCCUUACCUUCCAUCACGGUGGUGUGUGGCAAACCCUGCUCGAAAUCUCGACAGCAUUUCUGAUCACAUGAAGCUUGCCUGCAGCAUGGCUGAUUGCACUACUCUGUACUAUGGAGGUUCAUGCUACGGCAUUGGGCAGAAGGGCAACGUUUCAUAUGCUUUCAACAGCUACUAUCAGCAGCAGAAACAGGACCCGAAGAGCUGUGAUUUUGGUGGGCUUGGUAUGAUAACCUACCUCGAUCCAUCGAUGGGCGAAUGCCGCUUUCUUGUUGGCGUUGAUGACAGUAAGAGUUCUUCAGCUGCCUCUUGCGGCAGUGGAUGCUGUGGGGUCUGUUGUGGGCAGUGGAUGUUAGCUUUCUGGGUGUUCAUGUACCUUAGAAUGAUGGGUUCGGCCUAAUGCCAAACUGAUCUGCUAGGGCGUGAUGCUAGUGCCCAUGUUAGAUAGAUUGUAUUGUUGACUUCUAGAAAGGCACUGUCGCCAUAUAUGAGUACUAGAUUGUUGUGAGAUUAGGAAAGGGCACGCUUGGGUCAUAUAUAUGAAAUUUAAUUGAUUGUUGAAAUACCUCCUUUGCAACUAUGAUCAUUGCUGGCCAUCAA